Messenger RNA from Panicum hallii, 1575 nucleotides. Its product is annotated as NPL4-like protein. NCBI's taxonomy places the organism in Eukaryota, Viridiplantae, Streptophyta, Magnoliopsida, Poales, Poaceae. Gene Ontology annotation, cellular component: nucleus. Gene Ontology annotation, biological process: ubiquitin-dependent protein catabolic process. The record is from RefSeq and is a predicted model, not a curated record. The transcript is spliced from 2 exons. Gene Ontology annotation, molecular function: ubiquitin binding; ubiquitin protein ligase binding. Bases 204 to 1457 code for a protein of 417 amino acids.
CCCUCCGAACCCAUCCCUCUCCAUCUCCGGCUAUCCCCCGCCGUCUCGGCUUCCUCCUCCCUGCACCCUGCUCCGUUUCCUCCUCGUGCACAGAUUCCCAACCCACCCGGGCUCGGCCUAUAAAAUCGCACCAGCGCAAUCCCGAAUCCCCGCAAAACCCAUCACCGAAGCUAAGCGCGAGCAGCAACGCCGCCGCCGCCGCGAUGAUCCUCCGCAUCCGCAGCCGCGACGGCACGGACCGCAUCACGGUCCCGGACCCUGCCUCCGCCACCGUCGCCGACCUGCAGCACCUCAUCGAGUUGCACCUCACCGUGCCCGUCCCGCUCCAGCGCCUCUCCCUCGACCCGGCCCUCCUCCUCCCCAGCCCCUCCGCCGCCGUCCCCCUCCUCGCCGACCCGGCCGCCACGCUAGCCUCGCUCCGCCUCGCCAACGGAGCCUUCGUCUACCUCGCCUACCCGCCCGACGCGCGCUCCGCCCGCCCGCCGCCGCCCAAGGCGCUCUCCGCCGCCGGCUCCUUCGGCAAGAAGAUGACCAUGGACGACCUCAUCGCGCGCCAGAUCCGCGUCACCCGCCAGGAGAACGCGCUCUGCGCCGCCGCCUCCUUCGACCGCGACGCCGCCAACGCGUUCCAGCUCUACGUCGCCGAGUCCCUCGCGUUCGCCGUCAAGCGGGCGGGCUUCCUCUACGGCCGCGUCGACGCCGAGACCAAGGAGGUCUUCGUAGACUUCAUCUACGAGCCGCCGCAGCAGGGCGCCGAGGACGUGGUCCACCUCAUGAGGGAUCCCGACGAGGAGGCUCGCGUCGACGCCAUCGCCGAGGGGCUCGGGAUGCGCCGGGUCGGCCUCGUGUUCACGCAGGCCGUGGGGAGGAAGGCCAGCGAGACAGGCGAGUACACCAUGUCCAAUAGGGAGGUUGUGCAGGCCGCCCAGCUGCAGGCUGAGGGUGGGAUCCCGGAGUGGAUCACCGCCAUAGUGAAAUUGGAGGUGGGGGAUGACGGUACCGGGGACGUGCACUUUGAGGCCUUCCAGAUGAGUGAGAUCUGUGUAAAGCUCUUCAAGGAUGGGGUACUGGAAACUGAAGUUGGGGACACCGAUGACCCCCGCUUGUCCAAGAUGCGGAAGGAGGUGGUGGCAGGGGGUAAGGAUACUAUGGAGGUGGACAAUGACUUCUUCCUUGUCCCUGUCAAGAUCUCUGAUCACCAGGGUCCACUCUCAGUAGGCUUUCCUAUAGAGAACCGUGGCAGUCCUGUAGGAAUGAGUGCGCUGAGAAGCCACCUGGACCGGACAAAGCAUCUGACAUUUGUGAAGCGGAUCUCCGACUUCCAUUUGCUGCUCAAGGUCGCUACUUUCUUAGAUGUAAAGGCAGAUGUGCCUCCCCUAGCUGCAUGUGUAAAAACUCAGAGCAGGGUGCCUGAGGGCUACCAGCUUCUGAUCGAGUCCUUGGCUAGUCAGGGAUAAUCUUGCUCAUGGAGGCAAGACAUGACGAUGCUUAAUUUACUUGUCACAUCAUGUGUAACUUAUGGAUGUCUCAGGUGUAUAAGUAUUUUUCAAUUCUUAUGCGACUACCAUUCUGAUA